Molecule: messenger RNA, 2655 nt
Organism: Staurois parvus
Lineage: Eukaryota; Metazoa; Chordata; Amphibia; Anura; Ranidae
Source: the annotation of a GenBank genome assembly
CAGGUUGUGGCUGUACAACUUUUCAAGUCAAGUGUCACAUUGAAUCAAGUCCAUUCAUUAAGACUCAGCACGCUAGCCCAAUACCAUGUAUUCAGCAAGCUGGAAAGAAGCCGCGGGCAAAAGCACUGCCAAUCAGGAAGUCAAAUCUAGAAAAACCUCAAGUACCUCCUAAGCCAAUCCAUCUAAUAUCUGGAGUCCAAGAGAAGCCUCCCCAGAAAAUUCCUCCUGCUCCCUCAAGACCUCUGCCUUCUGCACCGAAAGUCACCAGGCGAACGAGGGAGAGGAUCCAGUCUGACAGAUCCGACAUCAGCGCACUCAUCCAGAAGUUUGAAAACAUCAGACAACCUAAAGAAUUUGUCAAACACAAUCGUCUCAACUCCUAUCUAAAAAUGGAACCUGGCUCAGGACCUUCCAAAUGCCCAUGUCCAUCAAGGAAAGAUUCAGUGGUUGAGGGUGGAUUAUCUGCGGAAGAACUGAGUGGUGCGGAGGAUAACGAACCUGCUAUUUCUCACAAUACAGACCUCUCAAGUCCUGAUAAUGUUAAAUUUAAGGAGCUAAGUAUCACUGACAUCAAUAACUGUGGGGAAAGCUCAUCCAUGCAUCGAAAUGGGGAAUCUAUUAGGGACAAUGGCAAUGAGGAACUUACAGUAGAUCAGAACGAUAAUGGUAAAAUUCCCAAUCGAGACAGCGGUAUUGACAGUCCUUCAUGUAGUGUGGUAGGGGAGGGUGUUUUCAAAUGAAGAGACUGUAGAGCAGAGGAAACUUACAUUACCUGUCACCACACUUGAAAUAAAUAACCGUGUCUCUGUGGAUCAGAAGAGGGACUCCACUCAGGAUGAAGAUAGUGACAUGGAUGAAGGAAGCAGUGAAGAACACGAAAGCACAGAAUUAACAAAAACAGAGAAUAUUGACACCACAAAGUGCACAGAAGCCCAGAAGCUGUUUAAUAUUGCAAAUGAGCUGCUCCACACUGAAGAAGCCUAUGUGAAAAGGCUCCAUCUCCUUGAUCAGGUAUUCUGCACAAAAUUAGCUGCAGCAGGAAUUCCACCUGAAGUGACGACGGGUAUAUUUUCUAAUAUUUCAUCCAUCUACUGCUUUCAUGGCCAGUUCCUGUUGCCUGAACUAAAGGCGCGGAUUACCCAGGAGUGGAGUACAAACCCUCGAAUUGGGGAUAUCCUACAAAAGCUGGCGCCAUUCCUUAAGAUGUAUGGAGAAUAUGUCAAGAACUUUGAUAAGGCUAUGGAUAUGGUAAAUACCUGGACUCAGAGGUCUCCUAUCUUCAAAGAGGUUAUCCACACUAUUCAGAAAGACGAGGUUUGUGGGAACCUCACACUGCAGCAUCACAUGCUGGAGCCGGUCCAGCGGAUUCCUCGCUAUGAACUUCUCCUGAAAGAUUAUUUGAAGAAAUUGCCGGAGGACUCGCUUGAUAGAAAGGAUUCAGAGAAGUCCCUUGAGCUUAUUUCCACUGCCGCAAAUCACUCAAAUGCAGCCAUUCGGAAGAUGGAAAAGAUGCAUAAACUGCUGGAGGUGUAUGAACGGCUGGGAGGGGAAGAGGACAUUGUGAAUCCCGCCAAUGAACUCAUCAAAGAGGGACACAUCCAGAAACUCUCUGCAAAGAAUGGGACCGCACAAGACCGCUACCUGUACCUGUUUAACAGCAUGAUGCUAUACUGCGUUCCAAAACUCAGGUUGAUGGGACAGAAGUUCAGUGUACGGGAAAAAAUUGACAUUGCUGGGAUUCAGGUCCAGGAAAUUGUAAAACCAAACUCAUCUCAUACCUUUCUGAUAACGGGAAAGAAGCGGUCAUUAGAACUGCAAGCCAGGACUGAAGAGGAGAAAAGAGAAUGGAUCCAGGUCAUCCAAGCAACGAUUGAAAAGCACAAACAGAACAGUGAAACAUUCCGAGCGUUUAACAGUUCCUUCUCCCGCGAAGAAGACCAUUGUCCAGACUCGCCGAUAGCAACCCCUGUGUCAUGUGAGUCUGCACCCGGAUCAGAUGGCUGCAAUUCACCUGGAGGACAAGAAUCAUUUAGAAAGUCUUCUAAAAUAAAACGGGACAAGGAAAAGCAUGGUUGUAAAGGCUGUGGAGAAACCUUUAACUCGAUUACAAAAAGAAGACAUCACUGCAAGCAGUGUGGGGCGGUUAUUUGUGCAAAGUGUUCAGAAUUCAAGCUCCUUGCGGAAAACAAUCGUCAUAAUCGUGUUUGUAAAGACUGUUUCUCUCCGAGCUCGGCGGCAUCUAGUCCCGGGGGAACUGACAUCCCAGAAAUUAAGAAGAAAGCUAAUGUAGAGAGGCAAACUUCCCUGUCUCCAGAAAGCAGUGUCAUGAGUAGCAGCAUCCUUUUCCUGGAGAAGGGGAAGACGUGGUACAAAAUGUGGGCUUGUGUCCCGAAGAACGAACCUCUUGUCAUGUAUCUUCAGGGCUCCAGUCAGGAUGUCCGACCUCAACGUGCCAUACCUCUGCCAGGCUACGACGUCAGUUUACCAAGUGCCAGCGAUAAGGUGGACUUAAAGCAUGUAUUUAAAUUAAGCCAGUCCCAGCAAACUUUGUUUUUUAGUGUUGAAGAUGAGGAACUACUGAUGAAAUGGUUAGAGCUUCUGGGUCGAGCAUCGAGAGGAGAAACAGAGGGGGUGGAAUGUCCUGAGAACGCCUAA